AACACAUUCUGACUUGCCACGGAGAGCAUGCGAAGGAGAUUUGAUUCAGAUUGGACAAACACAGUGUCUGUGGAUUUAUCUGUUUGAAGAGUUUCCCAAAUGAGAAUAAGAAGGAUCUCCACACAAGGCUAUGAGUCCGUCAGACCUUCCUCCAUCAUUAAAAUUCUGUAAUUACACACCUGCCACCACCAAGACCACUACCUGCUUUCUCCAGAUGUCCCAGGAAACAUGGGUAGUGUCAGCAGUUUGAUAUCAGGCCAUAGCCUCCACAGCAAACACUGCAAAGGCUCUGAAAACAAACUCAAAAAGGGGCUUCAGUCUAAGAAAACAGGCCGUAGCUUGGAUGGCCUUCUGAAGUAUGGCUUCACUCAGGAUCAUUGCAGCACCAACAACAACUCAAAAGUCAGCUAUCAUUCAGGCAAAAACGACGACUUCUUUUACAUCAAGGUCAGCAACAAGCCCCAAACUGCUAAUAUUAAUACAGCUGAAGACAGUCAAGGAAGAACAACUGAGACGGACAAUGAGGUGGACAGGAGAGGAGGGCCACCAGAAUUAGUUUCGCUGUCUGGAAAACUAGAAAAGAGUAUAGAGAAUGUUUUCAUUCGACCCACCGCCUUCAAACCAGUUCUUCCUCGAAGCACCAGUUCCUCGGUGGAGACUCAUAACAACUUGAGCACUAUCCUUGGCAAGAGAAUUAGUCCUAUAGACAGGCUAAAAGAUCUUCAGGACCCCAAGCUGGAGACAAAUUCUGGUACCUUCUCUGACUCUGGAAGGAACUCUAUGUCCAGCCUGCCCACUCACAGCAUCAGUGGCAGCAGCCAGAUGGACAACCUAAGCACUUCAACUAACCACAUGGCACGCCAUGGAUGCCUUGCCCAAAACAUGGACACAUCUCAGAAACCACAGGGGGGUGUAGCAGGGAUGAAUGGAAACUCUGGAACCAGUUGGAUGUGUAGUGGGACUAAUGGUGGAAACAGUUUGGCCAAAGGAUUUAGUGAAACAAACAGUGAGUCGACAAAUGGCAAUACAAGAUCCAUUGGUGUCCUAAGUGAAAGUGUGGCAGCAGCAAUAAGUCUGAACAGAGAAAUAACUGCUUCAGCACUGACGGUUUCAUCCAGCGAGCCAAAGAUGGAUUUCUCUGGAAACCAAGAGCUGCUUCUGGAACAGAGAUUUACAAUUUCAGAGCAAAUCCCAACAAAACCAUCAUCUUCUGGGGGCUGUGUCCGAUCACCAAUUUCAAUGGAUGAAUCACUGAUACAGCAGCUGGAGCAGAAACUUCUAGAACGUGAAACCGACCUGGCAGAGUUACAAACAAGCCUUGAGGAGAAGGAGACAGACACAUGUCAUCUAUUUGAGGAGAAGCAACGCUACUGUGCUGAGGAGAUGGAGGGGUUGAAACAACGCUGUUCUACAAAACUCCGUCAAGUGUCUCAGAGGGCUUUGAGAGCCCAACAGUUAUUACAGCUUCAGGUGAUACAACUUCAACAGGACAAGGAACGUUUGCAGGAGGAGGUGGACCAGCUUAAUCAUGACCGGGACACUGCAGAAAGCCGACUCCGAAUCUAUGAGAGCCAGAAAAACCUAGCACCCACUCUAGAAGAGACUCAGUGGGAGGUGUGCCAGAAGUCAGGUGAGAUUUCUCUGCUAAAACAGCAACUUAGGGACUCCCAGGCCGAUGUUGGAAACAAACUCAGUGAGAUUGUCAGUCUCAAAGCCUCUCUGAAGGAGUCCAGAUGUAAGAUGGAAGAACUGGAAAAGAAGAUCAAGGAGUAUGAGGAAGCACUUCACCAGCGAAGCGCUGAGGUUGAGGUGUCUAAGAAUGAGUUUCAAAGAAAGAAGAAUGAAGCCGACCUCCUCAGGGAGAAGGUGAACUUGCUGGAAAUGGACAUCAAGAACAUGAAGCAGGACUUAGCAAUGGCCAAAGAGGAGCAACAGCAGCUAAUGACCAUGAGAGCUGAAGUUGAGGAACAACAGCUGCAACUGCAGAUAAGCCAAGCCCGGAUGGAGGCUUUUGGGAAUGGUCAAGCCAAAUCGAAAGCCCAGGAUGGAACAAGUGCCAGUAAAACACUGAAUCAUAAUGGAGGGACUGCAAACUUGGAUGCCCUACAGAAGGAAGUAGAGAGGCUGAGAGGGGAACUGAAGGAAGAGAAGCAAAAGAAACAUAAGAUGAUGUAUAGCUUCCAGCAGGAGAGACAAACAUGGAAUAAAGAGAAAGACAAAGUAAUCAGAUACCAAAAGCAGUUGCAGUACAAUUAUCUACAGAUGUACAGAAAGAACAAGGACCUGGAGAAGAUUCUGAGGGAGCUAACGGCUGAGAUGGACAGUCGGACAGAGAUGGACAUGGACAGCCAUAGCUCUGACCUGAACUUUGAAAAAAUUGUAGCCACAGAGAUAUGA
This is a messenger RNA of Sinocyclocheilus anshuiensis, 2397 nucleotides long. RefSeq names its product leucine zipper putative tumor suppressor 1-like. NCBI's taxonomy places the organism in Eukaryota, Metazoa, Chordata, Actinopteri, Cypriniformes, Cyprinidae. Gene Ontology annotation, biological process: regulation of synaptic plasticity; regulation of dendrite morphogenesis. The transcript has 6 exons. The coding region runs from base 229 to 2397 and encodes 722 amino acids. The record is from RefSeq and is a predicted model, not a curated record. Gene Ontology annotation, cellular component: dendritic spine.